CAAAAAUAGAAUACGAAACUAUGGUAUCUAUAUAAAACGGCAGUAGAAAGCAAAGAUCUCGCACAUCACAGUAAACAAAAUGGCAGCGGCGGUGCUACUUAAGCAUACUUUACUUAUUGUACUGGUAUGUCUCGUGUAUGAUGCGCAUGCAAAACCAAAUGGCCGUGGUAGAAGCUUUGAGAAAUGUAGAAAAGAUCUUGAGCGCUGUAUGAUUGGUGGAAGAGGGUUUGCUUGCCAAGGUACUGGAUUAAAUGUCAUGUGUAGACAAAGAGAUGUGAUGUGUGAUGGUUACGUAGACUGUCCUUGGGGAGAGGACGAGAAAUACUGCAAUCGUCCAACAAUACGACCUUCUUCACGUACCAAAUUUUCCACAACAACAAUUGUCAGAACAACAACAACAACCCAAACCAGUACCACCACCUCGACCAGAACUAACUCGGUCACCAGUACAUCCACCACAACUUCCCAGGACACUUCAACUUCCAUCACAACGACUACUUCUACGCCUUCCAUAUCAUUGGCUUCCAGCAGUGCAUGGUUUACGACGACAGUUACAUCUACACUUACUGCAGCAGUUACUGGAGUAGUACGUCUUAAUAUCGGUGACACGGUCUCUACCGGUCAAACAUGUAUAUUAGAUAGUGUAGCUGGGGGUGUUCCAGCUUUGGAAGGUGACUUUCGGAUCAGGACGACCUCCACUGAAACAACUCUAAUCAUUUCAGUCACCGCGACCUGCACACCGACAACUGCAACUGUGAAUUAAACAGGCGUACUGUCUAACUAUGUUUAAAGCAGUAAGCAUGCUUGAUAUAGUAUUUGUUUUUAUUAAUACGCAUAUACCUUCUCAUUGUAACACAGGGAGAGAACAACAAUAUUAGUAUACAGGCUUAGAGACAAUGUUUGCGCAUAUUUUAGAAAUAUCUCCUGACAAAAACAUUCGCAACUACUGAACAUUAUUUUGUAAAAUACAUAAAUCAGGUUUUAUUUGUAAUAGAAUCUAACUUCAACUGAAGAUACGAUCUUAUAAUUAGCAAGUUAUACCCUUGUAACAUUAGAUGAAAUAAAUUUCUGAUUACCUACGCUAUUUUAAAACUCGGUUUGUUUAAAUACAUUUUUAUCAAAGUAUCUCCCAUUAACACAUUGAUUUUUUUUUAAAUACACUCUUUAUUCUUUAGUCUGCUUGAUAUCAAGCCUUUCUCCUUCAGUAAGGUUGUUAGUAUUCUAUUAUUCUGUUAUUAUAUCUCGAAUUCGGCUAACCAACGCCAUUUAUUCGGAUAACAUUGGCGUCAAUGUUUUGUUGCGGCCAAGAAACAGUGCUACUUUAUUUCAUCUUCUGCUUUAGAUAAAGGGCUUAUUAGAAUAGAAAUAAUUUAUAGCAAAAUCGUGUUUUACUUAAAUUAAUACAGUCAAAAUCGGUUAUACGUCGCCAGAAUAAUUCACUCGGGGCUACACCCCCGUGAAAUUAUUCCGCUUACGUAUAACCUCUUUUUCAUGUAUUAAUAACGUUAAAACACAAUUUUUCUAUACAUUAUUUCUUAAAUAAUGUUAAGAAGAGAAAUGAUUCAAAAUACUAUGAACAGUCUAGCCCUCUUUAAUUAUUAACGUGUAGUCGAAAGGAUUCACAGUUUUAAUUUCCAAAAUAUUCUUCUUUUAUCUUUUAUCAAUUACUGUUGCUAUGUAGAGCAAUAAUCAACAAAUAUCAGUCUGAAGGAGUUUAAACAUUAUUUAUUUUGUAACAAUCUUUGCAUUUUUUUGUCGAAUUACUUUCGAACAAAAGUUUCUAAUAUCCAACGUAAGAUAGGAAGAGUUAUUCUUUUUAAGUUCCAGAAUGUCUUUUGUAUUGUUUUAAGACAACUGUCACUGUUGCUAGUAGUAAUGAUUAACACACUUUUGGAACGCUCUUUGUUUCCAUCUAUAAUAGAAUAUGAAUGGUAUGUAACAAUUUCAUUGUUGUCAAAAUCCUGAAUGUAAAUCCUUUGCAAGUUAUUCCAAUAGCAGUUUCCGAGAAAGAUCAAUCAAGUCAAAACCUACCACAAAUAUUUUUUAAAUAUCGGUCAUAAUUUAGACUGCACUGAUAAGGUUUGACGGCUAGGCGCGUCUUUGAUAACGCAUCAAAAUCUCUCUUUCUUAAUAGCUUGAACAUCAUUUUUUCUUCUACCGAAAGCAGGAUGCAAUUUCAAAAUAAGUAUUUAAUGAAUUAUACAGACAAAAAAACGACAACAAUAAAAAACACACAGAGGGAAGAAAGUAAUUGCAAAUAUCAUGCUGAAAUAAUGUUUGCAGUAUGAGUAUAAUACUAAGUGCCAGAAAUAACUAACCUAGGAUUAAUGAAUUUUAAAUCCGUAUAGAUUGAGUUUAAUUUUUAAAAAAAAAACAUUUUUUUUAAAUCACUACUUCUUCAACAUGUGUAAAGGUUUAUACUUAUGACGGGUUUGUUUUUAUUAAAACCUUGAUGCUUUAUAAUUACCUUUAUACUUGCUGAAUAAAGAAAAUGAAAUAAAAAGUCAAUGAGU
Messenger RNA from Mercenaria mercenaria, 2513 nucleotides. Its product is annotated as integumentary mucin C.1-like. Gene Ontology annotation, molecular function: protein binding. Bases 80 to 763 code for a protein of 227 amino acids. The record is from RefSeq and is a predicted model, not a curated record. The transcript is spliced from 4 exons. Lineage: Eukaryota; Metazoa; Mollusca; Bivalvia; Venerida; Veneridae.